AUGGAGUGCUUACGUGCAGAGCUCGGCCAUCAUGCGCCCACCUCUGCACCUCAGCAUCUCCGUCUGCAUGCCAGUUUGAAGUCAAGAGAGCCCGAAACACUCGACGACUCUCUCUUCUGGAAGCGGGCAACAUCCCCAACCUCCGAAACAGAGACGGACGACCUUAGUCGAUCAUCACUGUCUAGCUUUGAACGGAGUUCGAGCGACGAAACAUUGGAGCACGAGCAGCACGAGCUGGAGUCCGUCAGGGAAGUUGUGCAUCUCUCAAAAGCACGGGCGCUGGCUUUGCAGAAGGAGCUUUUGGCUGCUUUCUCAGCUCCAAGCUUUCAGAAGUGCUUUUCCGAACUUGUUCGGGGCAAGAAGCGCGUGCUGUACGAGCAGCUUGUCUCCAAGCAGCAACUGGAGCUGAUUGGAAAGUACGGCUUCGAAGUGUCGAGUGCGGGGUUGAUGGACAUGCAGCAAGCCCUGAAGAAGUUCUCGGACGAUCCGGACAUCCUAGUGAACGACCUGGCCAUCGAAGAAGUGCUGGCUAUCGACAGGACCCACAUUAGCCAGAGCAACGAAGAGCAGAUCCAUGCAAAGCACAACCCAAAGCCCGUAACGUCCGUCAGCGUCUGCGAUUUGCUGCGUUCCCAGCUCGUCAGCUUCGGCUAUGCGCCCUUCCAAUCUUCCAUACAGCAGUUGAAGGACACGGUGGACAGCCGGCUGGGACGUCCCGACCCACAAGGGUACUACCAUCUACCGGGACGGGCAGAACUGGCUCUCCAGGUCCAGAAGGAAAUCUUGCCCAGCUUUGGCUUCGAGGGAUCCAAGGUUGGCGUGCAGGACCCCUGUCCGCCACGUCAUGCUGCUCUGCCCUUCAACCUUCCCAUCGCAGACACAACCAGUAGCUUCUCAUGCGUUUGA
Messenger RNA from Symbiodinium sp. CCMP2592, 906 nucleotides. NCBI's taxonomy places the organism in Eukaryota, Dinophyceae, Suessiales, Symbiodiniaceae. The record is from the annotation of a GenBank genome assembly.